Hermetia illucens (black soldier fly) is the source of this 1189-nucleotide messenger RNA. Its product is annotated as queuosine salvage protein. Bases 43 to 1131 code for a protein of 362 amino acids. NCBI's taxonomy places the organism in Eukaryota, Metazoa, Arthropoda, Insecta, Diptera, Stratiomyidae. The transcript is spliced from 3 exons. The record is from RefSeq and is a predicted model, not a curated record.
AUCGCGGUCCAUUCAUUCAGAAAAACCAUUCUAAGAUAAUGAAUGAGUGCUAGGCUUCUCUUAAGUGUAACAAGACACGUUAGUUGCUAUCACAAACCGACAAAUAUCCUCAAACAAAUCAUGGUUCUGUCUCCGCGGGAAUCUGGUGAAUUCAUAGCUAAAAAUGCGAAAUUGGUUAAAGUCCACGAAGCCGGCAUAGAUAAACUCGCUGGAGAUGUUCUAGCCGGUCUUAAGGAUGGCACGAUAGAUCCAAAGAAUUUCUCGCAGAAUGAACUUCAUCCGAAGCCGCAGGAUUCAGAUGCUCCAAAUUGGUUACUGCUUAUCGAUACGUUGAAUUUUUGUUUCUGGACAGCAGGCAAAAAACAAAAAUGGCAAGUGGAAGGCCAUACCGGCUACUUCGCCCUAUGCGCGGCAAUCAAUCGAGCCAAACGAGAUGGCGUUGAUAUAACCAAUCCAAAUUUCUACUCCAAAAUAACUCAAGAUCAACUGAAAAACAUCCUGCGAUCCGACGAUGCAACCACAGUUGCUCCAUUACUCGAACAACGCGUUGCAUGUCUCCAUGAGGUAGGCACAAAACUCAUGGAGAAAUAUGACGGAAAGUUCGAAAACUUCAUAAAAUCAUGUAACAAAUCGGCCCAAAACUUACUUCAAUUAAUUGUCACCGAAUUUCCAUGCUUUCGUGACGAGGCUCAGUUUCACGGAGAACGUGUAGCAAUUUACAAAAGAGCCCAAAUUCUAGUUGGUGAUAUUUGGUCGUGUUAUUGUGGUGAAGGAUUGGGCGAGUUUAAUGAUAUCGAGACGAUAACAAUGUUUGCCGAUUAUCGAGUGCCGCAGGUGCUUGUUCAUUAUGGAUGCAUGGAGUAUACACAGGAAUUGUUGGAUACUCUAAAAGAGGAUAAAUUGUUGGAAAAUGGAUCACAAGAGGAAGUUGAAAUUCGAGGAAUAUCAAUUUAUGUUGUUGAAGAAUUGAAAAAGAAACUGGUGGAAACGAUUAAGGAGAACGAUUUGAAUAUUGAUCUUAGGAAGGUAAAUUCAAUUUUGUUGGAUCACUACCUUUGGGACUACCGUCGGAAGUAUGCAGCUGAACUGGAAUAUAUACCAUUCCAUAAAGUGUUGUGCGUUUAUUAUUAAGUGAAGACAUGUUUUGUAUUCGUUUCUGAAUGAAAAUAAAAACUGUUUGUAUAUUUCA